This is a messenger RNA of Pongo pygmaeus (Bornean orangutan), 9872 nucleotides long. RefSeq names its product fibrillin 1 (gene FBN1). Gene Ontology annotation, molecular function: calcium ion binding. The record is from RefSeq and is a predicted model, not a curated record. The coding region runs from base 340 to 8955 and encodes 2871 amino acids. Lineage: Eukaryota; Metazoa; Chordata; Mammalia; Primates; Hominidae. The transcript has 66 exons.
AGGGGGCUGCGGGAGCCGCGGCAGAGACUGUGGGUGCCACGAGCGGACAGGCGGCCACAGCUGGGACAGCUGCGAGCGGAGCCGAGCAGUGGCUGUAGCGGCCACGACCGGGAACAGCCGCCGCCGCCUCCUCGGGAGUCGGAGCCGCCGCUUCUCCACUGGCAGGGGCCGCCUGAAGUGGGAGCAGCGCCUGGAGAAGGCGGGAGGAGCCCGGCCCGGGGGACGGGCGGCGGGAGAGCGGGACCCCGGCGGCGCGGUGCGCUUCAGGGCGCAGCGGCGGCCGCAGACCGAGCCCCGGGCGCGGCAAGAGGCGGCGGGAGUCGGUGGCGGCUCGGCAUCAUGCGUCGAGGGGGCCUGCUGGAGAUCGUCCUGGGAUUUACCGUGCUUUUAGCGUCCUACACGAGCCAUGGGGCGGACGCCAAUUUGGAGGCUGGGAACGUGAAGGAAACCAGAGCCAGUCGGGCCAAGAGAAGAGGCGGCGGAGGACACGACGCGCUUAAAGGACCCAAUGUCUGUGGAUCACGUUAUAAUGCUUACUGUUGCCCUGGAUGGAAAACCUUACCUGGCGGAAAUCAGUGUAUUGUCCCCAUUUGCCGGCAUUCCUGUGGGGAUGGAUUUUGUUCGAGGCCAAAUAUGUGCACUUGCCCAUCUGGUCAGAUAGCUCCUUCCUGUGGCUCCAGAUCCAUACAACACUGCAAUAUUCGCUGUAUGAAUGGAGGUAGCUGCAGUGACGAUCACUGUCUAUGCCAGAAAGGAUACAUAGGGACUCACUGUGGACAACCUGUUUGUGAAAGUGGCUGUCUCAAUGGAGGAAGAUGUGUGGCUCCAAAUCGAUGUGCAUGCACUUACGGAUUUACUGGACCCCAGUGUGAAAGAGAUUACAGGACAGGCCCAUGUUUUACUGUGAUCAGCAACCAGAUGUGCCAGGGACAACUCAGCGGGAUUGUCUGCACAAAAACGCUCUGCUGUGCCACAGUCGGCCGAGCCUGGGGCCACCCCUGUGAGAUGUGUCCUGCCCAGCCUCACCCCUGCCGCCGUGGCUUCAUUCCAAAUAUCCGCACGGGAGCUUGUCAAGAUGUGGAUGAAUGCCAGGCCAUCCCCGGGCUCUGUCAGGGAGGAAAUUGCAUUAAUACUGUUGGGUCUUUUGAGUGCAAAUGCCCUGCUGGACACAAAUUUAAUGAAGUGUCACAAAAAUGUGAAGAUAUUGAUGAAUGCAGCACCAUUCCUGGAAUCUGUGAUGGGGGCGAAUGUACAAACACAGUCAGCAGUUACUUUUGCAAAUGUCCCCCUGGUUUUUACACCUCUCCAGAUGGUACCAGAUGCAUAGAUGUUCGCCCAGGAUACUGUUACACAGCUCUGACAAACGGGCGCUGCUCUAACCAGCUGCCACAGUCCAUAACCAAAAUGCAGUGCUGCUGUGAUGCCGGCCGAUGCUGGUCUCCAGGGGUCACUGUCGCCCCUGAGAUGUGUCCCAUCAGAGCAACCGAGGAUUUCAACAAGCUGUGCUCUGUUCCUAUGGUAAUUCCUGGGAGACCAGAAUAUCCUCCCCCACCCCUUGGCCCCAUUCCUCCAGUUCUCCCUGUUCCUCCUGGCUUUCCUCCUGGACCUCAAAUUCCGGUCCCUCGACCACCAGUGGAAUAUCCGUAUCCAUCUCGGGAACCACCAAGGGUGCUGCCAGUAAACGUUACUGAUUACUGCCAGUUGGUCCGCUAUCUCUGUCAAAAUGGACGCUGCAUUCCAACUCCUGGGAGUUACCGGUGUGAGUGCAACAAAGGGUUCCAGCUGGACCUCCGUGGGGAGUGUAUUGAUGUUGAUGAAUGUGAGAAAAACCCCUGUGCUGGUGGUGAGUGUAUUAACAACCAGGGUUCGUACACCUGUCAGUGCCGAGCUGGAUAUCAGAGCACACUCACGCGGACAGAAUGCCGAGACAUUGAUGAGUGUUUACAGAAUGGCCGGAUCUGCAAUAAUGGACGCUGCAUCAACACAGAUGGCAGUUUUCAUUGCGUGUGUAAUGCGGGCUUUCACGUUACACGAGAUGGGAAGAACUGUGAAGAUAUGGAUGAAUGCAGCAUAAGGAACAUGUGCCUUAAUGGAAUGUGUAUCAAUGAAGAUGGCAGUUUUAAAUGUAUUUGCAAACCUGGAUUCCAGCUGGCAUCAGAUGGACGUUAUUGCAAAGACAUUAACGAGUGUGAAACCCCUGGGAUCUGCAUGAAUGGGCGUUGCGUCAACACUGAUGGCUCCUACAGAUGUGAAUGCUUCCCUGGACUGGCUGUGGGUCUGGAUGGACGUGUGUGUGUUGACACACACAUGCGGAGCACAUGCUAUGGUGGAUACAAGAGAGGCCAGUGUAUCAAACCUUUGUUUGGUGCUGUCACUAAAUCUGAAUGCUGUUGUGCCAGCACUGAGUAUGCAUUUGGGGAACCUUGCCAGCCGUGUCCUGCACAGAAUUCAGCGGAAUAUCAGGCACUCUGCAGCAGUGGGCCAGGGAUGACGUCAGCAGGCAGUGAUAUAAAUGAAUGUGCACUAGAUCCUGAUAUUUGCCCAAACGGAAUCUGUGAAAACCUUCGUGGGACCUAUAAAUGUAUAUGCAAUUCAGGAUAUGAAGUGGAUUCAACUGGGAAAAACUGCGUUGAUAUUAAUGAAUGUGUACUGAACAGUCUCCUUUGUGACAAUGGACAAUGUAGAAAUACUCCUGGAAGUUUUGUCUGUACCUGCCCCAAGGGAUUUAUCUACAAACCUGAUCUAAAAACAUGUGAAGACAUUGAUGAAUGCGAAUCAAGUCCUUGCAUUAAUGGAGUCUGCAAGAACAGCCCAGGCUCUUUUAUUUGUGAAUGUUCUUCUGAAAGUACUUUGGAUGCAACAAAAACCAUCUGCAUAGAAACCAUCAAGGGCACUUGCUGGCAGACUGUCAUUGAUGGGCGGUGUGAGAUCAACAUCAAUGGAGCCACCUUGAAGUCCCAGUGCUGCUCCUCCCUCGGUGCUGCGUGGGGAAGCCCGUGUACCCUAUGCCAAGUUGAUCCCAUAUGUGGUAAAGGGUACUCAAGAAUUAAAGGAACCCAAUGUGAAGAUAUAGAUGAAUGUGAAGUGUUCCCAGGAGUGUGCAAAAAUGGCCUGUGUGUUAACACUAGGGGGUCAUUCAAGUGUCAGUGUCCCAGUGGAAUGACUUUGGAUGCCACAGGAAGGAUCUGUCUUGAUAUCCGCCUGGAAACCUGCUUCCUGAGGUACGAGGACGAGGAGUGCACCCUGCCUAUUGCUGGCCGCCACCGCAUGGACGCCUGCUGCUGCUCCGUUGGGGCAGCCUGGGGUACUGAGGAAUGCGAGGAGUGUCCCAUGAGAAAUACUCCUGAGUACGAGGAGCUGUGUCCCAGAGGACCCGGAUUUGCCACAAAAGAAAUUACAAAUGGAAAGCCUUUCUUCAAAGAUAUCAAUGAGUGCAAGAUGAUACCCAGCCUCUGCACCCACGGCAAGUGCAGAAACACCAUCGGCAGCUUUAAGUGCAGGUGUGACAGCGGCUUUGCUCUUGAUUCCGAAGAAAGGAACUGCACAGACAUUGACGAAUGCCGCAUAUCUCCUGACCUCUGUGGCAGAGGCCAGUGUGUGAACACCCCUGGGGACUUUGAAUGCAAGUGCGAUGAAGGCUAUGAAAGUGGAUUCAUGAUGAUGAAGAACUGCAUGGAUAUUGAUGAGUGUCAGAGAGAUCCUCUCCUAUGCCGAGGUGGUGUUUGCCAUAACACAGAGGGAAGUUACCGCUGUGAAUGCCCACCUGGCCAUCAGCUGUCCCCCAACAUCUCUGCGUGUAUCGACAUCAAUGAGUGUGAGCUGAGUGCACACCUGUGCCCCAAUGGCCGCUGCGUGAACCUCAUAGGGAAGUAUCAGUGUGCCUGCAACCCUGGCUACCAUUCAACUCCCGAUAGGCUAUUUUGUGUUGACAUUGAUGAAUGCAGCAUAAUGAAUGGUGGUUGUGAAACCUUCUGCACAAACUCUGAAGGCAGCUAUGAAUGUAGCUGUCAGCCGGGAUUUGCACUAAUGCCUGACCAGAGAUCAUGCACCGACAUCGAUGAGUGUGAAGAUAAUCCCAAUAUCUGUGAUGGUGGUCAGUGCACAAAUAUCCCUGGAGAGUACAGGUGCUUGUGUUAUGAUGGAUUCAUGGCAUCUGAAGACAUGAAGACUUGUGUAGAUGUCAAUGAGUGUGACCUGAAUCCAAAUAUCUGCCUAAGUGGGACCUGUGAAAACACGAAAGGCUCAUUUAUCUGCCACUGUGAUAUGGGCUACUCUGGCAAAAAAGGAAAAACUGGCUGUACAGACAUCAAUGAAUGUGAAAUUGGAGCACACAACUGUGGCAAACAUGCUGUAUGUACCAACACAGCAGGAAGCUUCAAAUGUAGCUGCAGUCCCGGGUGGAUUGGAGAUGGCAUUAAGUGCACUGAUUUGGACGAAUGUUCCAAUGGAACCCAUAUGUGCAGCCAGCAUGCAGACUGCAAGAAUACCAUGGGAUCUUACCGCUGUCUGUGCAAGGAAGGAUACACAGGCGAUGGCUUCACUUGUACGGACCUAGAUGAGUGCUCUGAGAACCUGAAUCUCUGUGGCAAUGGCCAGUGCCUCAAUGCCCCAGGAGGAUACCGCUGUGAAUGCGACAUGGGCUUCGUGCCCAGUGCUGACGGGAAAGCCUGUGAAGAUAUUGAUGAGUGCUCCCUUCCGAACAUCUGUGUCUUUGGAACUUGCCACAACCUCCCUGGCCUGUUCCGCUGUGAGUGUGAGAUAGGCUAUGAACUGGACAGAAGCGGCGGGAACUGCACAGAUGUGAAUGAAUGCCUGGAUCCAACCACGUGCAUCAGUGGGAACUGUGUCAACACUCCAGGCAGCUAUACCUGUGACUGCCCACCUGAUUUUGAACUGAACCCAACUCGAGUUGGCUGUGUUGAUACCCGCUCUGGAAAUUGCUAUUUGGAUAUUCGACCUCGAGGAGACAAUGGAGAUACAGCCUGCAGCAAUGAAAUUGGAGUUGGUGUUUCCAAAGCUUCCUGCUGCUGUUCUCUGGGUAAAGCCUGGGGUACUCCUUGUGAGAUGUGCCCUGCUGUGAACACAUCCGAGUACAAAAUUCUUUGUCCUGGAGGGGAAGGUUUCCGACCAAAUCCUAUCACCGUUAUAUUGGAAGAUAUUGAUGAGUGCCAGGAGCUACCAGGGCUGUGCCAAGGAGGAAAAUGUAUCAACACCUUUGGGAGUUUCCAGUGCCGCUGUCCAACUGGCUACUACCUGAAUGAAGAUACACGAGUGUGUGAUGAUGUGAAUGAGUGUGAGACUCCUGGAAUCUGUGGUCCAGGGACAUGUUACAACACCGUUGGCAACUACACCUGUAUCUGUCCUCCAGACUACAUGCAAGUGAACGGGGGAAAUAAUUGCAUGGAUAUGAGAAGAAGUUUGUGCUACAGAAACUACUAUGCUGACAACCAGACCUGUGAUGGAGAACUGUUAUUCAACAUGACCAAGAAGAUGUGCUGCUGUUCCUACAACAUUGGCCGGGCCUGGAACAAGCCCUGUGAACAGUGUCCCAUCCCAAGUACAGAUGAGUUUGCUACACUCUGUGGAAGUCAAAGGCCAGGCUUUGUCAUCGACAUUUAUACCGGUUUACCCGUUGAUAUUGAUGAGUGCCGGGAGAUCCCAGGGGUCUGUGAAAAUGGAGUGUGUAUCAACAUGGUUGGCAGCUUCCGAUGUGAAUGUCCAGUGGGAUUCUUCUAUAAUGACAAGUUGUUGGUUUGUGAAGAUAUUGACGAGUGUCAGAAUGGCCCAGUGUGCCAGCGCAACGCCGAAUGCAUCAAUACUGCAGGCAGCUACCGCUGUGACUGUAAGCCCGGCUACCGCUUCACCUCCACAGGACAGUGCAAUGAUCGUAAUGAAUGUCAAGAAAUCCCCAAUAUAUGCAGUCAUGGGCAGUGCAUUGACACAGUUGGAAGCUUUUAUUGCCUUUGCCACACUGGCUUUAAAACAAAUGAUGACCAAACCAUGUGCUUGGACAUAAAUGAAUGUGAAAGAGAUGCCUGUGGGAAUGGAACUUGCCGGAACACAAUUGGUUCCUUCAACUGCCGCUGCAAUCAUGGUUUCAUCCUUUCUCACAACAAUGACUGUAUAGAUGUUGAUGAAUGUGCAAGUGGAAAUGGGAAUCUUUGCAGAAAUGGCCAAUGCAUUAAUACAGUGGGGUCUUUCCAGUGCCAGUGCAAUGAAGGCUAUGAGGUGGCUCCAGAUGGGAGGACCUGUGUGGAUAUCAAUGAAUGUCUUCUAGAACCCAGAAAAUGUGCACCAGGUACCUGUCAAAACUUGGAUGGGUCCUACAGAUGCAUUUGCCCACCUGGAUACAGUCUUCAAAAUGACAAGUGUGAAGAUAUUGAUGAGUGUGUCGAAGAGCCAGAAAUUUGUGCCCUGGGCACAUGCAGUAACACUGAAGGCAGCUUCAAAUGUCUGUGUCCAGAAGGGUUUUCCUUGUCCUCCAGUGGAAGGAGGUGCCAAGAUUUGCGAAUGAGCUACUGUUAUGCGAAGUUUGAAGGAGGAAAGUGUUCAUCACCCAAAUCCAGAAAUCACUCCAAGCAGGAAUGCUGCUGUGCCUUGAAGGGAGAAGGCUGGGGAGACCCCUGCGAGCUCUGCCCCACGGAACCUGAUGAGGCCUUCCGCCAGAUCUGUCCUUAUGGAAGUGGGAUCAUCGUGGGACCUGAUGAUUCAGCAGUUGAUAUGGACGAAUGCAAAGAACCCGAUGUCUGUAAACAUGGACAGUGCAUCAAUACAGAUGGUUCCUAUCGCUGCGAGUGUCCUUUUGGCUAUAUUCUAGCAGGGAAUGAAUGUGUAGAUACUGAUGAAUGUUCUGUUGGCAAUCCUUGUGGAAAUGGAACCUGCAAGAAUGUGAUUGGAGGUUUUGAAUGCACCUGUGAGGAGGGAUUUGAGCCCGGUCCAAUGAUGACAUGUGAAGAUAUAAAUGAAUGUGCCCAGAAUCCUCUGCUCUGUGCCUUCCGAUGUGUGAACACUUAUGGGUCAUAUGAAUGCAAAUGUCCUGUGGGAUAUGUGCUCAGAGAAGACCGUAGGAUGUGCAAAGAUGAGGAUGAGUGUGAAGAGGGAAAACAUGACUGUACUGAAAAACAAAUGGAAUGCAAGAACCUCAUUGGCACAUACAUGUGCAUCUGUGGACCUGGGUAUCAGCGGAGACCUGACGGAGAAGGCUGUGUAGAUGAGAAUGAAUGUCAGACGAAGCCAGGGAUCUGUGAGAAUGGGCGCUGCCUCAACACCCGUGGGAGCUACACCUGUGAGUGUAAUGAUGGGUUCACCGCCAGCCCCAACCAGGAUGAGUGCCUCGACAAUCGGGAAGGGUACUGCUUCACAGAGGUGCUACAAAACAUGUGUCAGAUCGGCUCCAGCAACAGGAACCCUGUCACCAAAUCUGAAUGCUGCUGUGAUGGAGGGAGAGGCUGGGGUCCCCACUGUGAGAUCUGCCCUUUCCAGGGGACUGUGGCUUUCAAGAAACUCUGUCCCCAUGGCCGAGGAUUCAUGACCAAUGGAGCAGAUAUCGAUGAAUGCAAGGUUAUUCAUGAUGUUUGCCGAAAUGGGGAAUGUGUCAAUGACAGAGGAUCAUAUCAUUGCAUUUGUAAAACUGGGUACACUCCAGAUAUAACUGGGACUUCCUGUGUAGAUCUGAACGAGUGCAACCAGGCUCCCAAACCCUGCAAUUUUAUCUGCAAAAACACAGAAGGGAGUUACCAGUGUUCAUGCCCGAAAGGCUACAUUCUGCAAGAGGAUGGAAGGAGCUGCAAAGAUCUUGAUGAGUGUGCAACCAAGCAACACAACUGCCAGUUCCUUUGUGUUAACACCAUUGGCGGCUUCACAUGCAAAUGUCCUCCCGGAUUUACCCAACACCAUACGGCCUGCAUUGAUAACAAUGAAUGCACCACUGACAUCAAUCUGUGCGGGUCUAAAGGCAUUUGCCAGAACACUCCCGGAAGCUUCACCUGUGAAUGCCAGCGGGGAUUCUCACUUGAUCAGACUGGCUCCAGCUGUGAAGACGUGGACGAGUGUGAGGGUAACCACCGCUGCCAGCACGGCUGCCAGAACAUCAUUGGGGGCUACAGGUGCAGCUGCCCCCAGGGAUACCUCCAGCACUACCAGUGGAACCAGUGUGUUGAUGAAAACGAAUGCCUCAGCGCUCACAUCUGCGGAGGAGCCUCCUGUCACAACACCCUGGGGAGCUACAAGUGCAUGUGUCCCGCCGGCUUCCAGUAUGAACAGUUCAGUGGAGGAUGCCAAGACAUCAAUGAAUGUGGCUCUGCGCAGGCCCCCUGCAGCUAUGGCUGUUCCAAUACCGAGGGCGGUUACCUGUGUGGCUGUCCACCUGGUUACUUCCGCAUAGGCCAAGGGCACUGUGUUUCUGGAAUGGGCAUGGGCCGAGGAAACCCAGAGCCACCUGUCAGUGGUGAAAUGGAUGACAAUUCACUCUCCCCAGAGGCUUGUUACGAGUGUAAGAUCAAUGGCUACCCCAAACGGGGCAGGAAACGGAGAAGCACAAACGAAACUGAUGCCUCCAAUAUCGAGGAUCAGUCUGAGACAGAAGCCAAUGUGAGUCUUGCAAGUUGGGAUGUUGAGAAGACAGCCAUCUUUGCUUUCAAUAUUUCCCACGUCAGUAACAAGGUUCGAAUCCUAGAACUCCUUCCAGCUCUUACAACUCUGACGAAUCACAACAGAUACUUGAUCGAAUCUGGAAAUGAAGAUGGCUUCUUUAAAAUCAACCAAAAGGAAGGGAUCAGCUACCUCCACUUCACAAAGAAGAAGCCAGUGGCUGGAACCUAUUCAUUACAAAUCAGUAGUACUCCACUUUAUAAAAAGAAAGAACUUAACCAACUAGAAGACAAAUAUGACAAAGACUACCUCAGUGGUGAACUGGGUGAUAAUCUGAAGAUGAAAAUCCAGGUUUUGCUUCAUUAAUUCACCAUCCAGAGACCAAAUAAUUAAAAGAAAAACAAAUAUAGAUAGGUAGAACUAUAUUUUCCCCCAAUCAGAAUCAUCAUAUCAUAGGUACAAUCUUUCACCAAGUAAAUUUGUAUAAAUAAGCACUAUUCUUUGUAUUACCAAAGCAAGGUACAGGUGACUACCCUAGUUCAAAACAACCACUUUCUCAGGCUUCUCAUGUGUGUAGCUAAGCUACCUUGUCAUAUGUGUUGAUUCUUGAAAACUGGGACGUGUAUUUCCAUUGGGGGUUGGCCAUUUAUGCUGACAUGCCAUCCUUCCAGCAAACGUACAGGAAUGUGCUUUCAAUUGAUGGACUACUCUGUUUUUUGCAAAUUUGUAAACUUUGCUUCUCCAAAUACAAGUACUAGGUUGGCCAUUUAUGGUACCUAUUUGGUGCUAGUAAAUUUUCAAACUAGAUUUAUAAAUGCACUGUAAUAUUUACACAACUUAGAAACCAAAUUACAAGUAUUCAGUUCCAAUACUUCAUUAAUUUCAAUCAACCAAAGUUAGUUCAGUAGCUUAUCUCAGUUAUGAGUAUAAUACAUUACAUGUAAAUUAAGUGUGUGUAUACUGUAAUCGUGCUAUUUUUUAUCAUUGAAACAUUUAUAAACUAGAAUAAUAAUGCCCUUAAUGUGAGGGUUUGUAAUGGUGCUUAUUAAGACCAAAGACUUGUUAAAUGUAUACACCAAGUGGUAAUGAAAUUUCUGUGACUGGCCCACAUGUGCAUAGAGGUCUGGGAGGACCAGGAAACAGCCUCAGUGGCCAGAGGAUCACCAGUGCAUCCUUCAUCACAGCAUGUGCAAUAUGCCAAGAUUACCCUCGGUCAUUCCUGUCAACAAGGGGUCAAUGUCAUCAAUGUCACAAUAAAACAAUCUCUUCUUUUUUUUAGUUUA